Ruditapes philippinarum (Manila clam) is the source of this 4697-nucleotide messenger RNA. Its product is annotated as chromosome-associated kinesin KIF4A-like. Gene Ontology annotation, biological process: mitotic spindle organization; microtubule-based movement. The annotation marks the transcript as partial. Gene Ontology annotation, molecular function: microtubule binding; ATP binding; microtubule motor activity. The transcript has 19 exons. Lineage: Eukaryota; Metazoa; Mollusca; Bivalvia; Venerida; Veneridae. The record is from RefSeq and is a predicted model, not a curated record.
ACAGAGCAAAGCUUUAGCUGCGAUGGCGCAUAUCCACCAGAGUACAGAAAUAGCCAGAUAUACAAGGAGAGGGUUGAGCCACUGGUACAAAGAGCCAUGGAAGGUUAUAAUGUCACAGUGCUUGCUUUUGGAGCUGCAGGAUCCGGUAAAAGCAUGUUGAUGACCGGCACAGACGAUGACCCAGGCAUGAUACCAUCUGCAAACAGAAGUGUUUUUGAGAUUGCCAGCAAACAGGGUGGGAAGGAUUUCAUGAUAAGUGUUUCUUAUGUGGAGAUUGUAGAUGAGAAAAUGACAGAUUUGUUGAAUCCUCACACUAACACUAUGAACAUCAGACAGCACCCAACAAAAGGAAUUUUUGUGGAUGGACUGUCCGAGAUUAUUGUGAAGAGUGCUGAUGAGAUUGCGCAAUAUUUUGAGCAGGGAACCAGGGCCAGGAAAAUGGGAGCCACUGACAUGAGGUCACAUAGACCCAGGGCUAAUGCAGUGUUUACUGUAAUAAUUGAGCAGAGAGAGAAGCAGUCCAGUAAAGUUGGUGUACGAUCAGUGUUACACAUGGUUGACUGUGCAGGAAACAAUGCCAGCGGUCUGUCUGAUCCAGAAGUGCUAGCAGGAGUUCAGGGGUUACAGAAUGUGUUGAUGGCUCUAGGAGGCCCAAGAAAGGGGAGUGGGGUUCCCUACAGGGAUUCUAAGAUUACAAGAUAUCUUCAGGAGUCACUUGGAGGAAAUGCCAUCAGUCUGUUGUUUGCCCUGGUAUCUCCUCUAGAUAAAUCAGGCCAGGAAAACACGAACACUAUGCAAGUUGCUCAGUUUGCAAAGAAUGUGAAAAACAGGGUCAAGUUAAACUUGGACGAAACUAAUGAAGUGAUUGCUGACCUGAGGGAAGAGAUUGGUAAACUGCGGGACAAAAUUGCUUCCACAUCAGAACCUAGCAAGGAAGAUGUUCUUAAAAUGGAGGACCUGGUGAAGGACUUGCAAAUUGCCAAGAAGCAGACCUGGGAUGAGAAACAGAGAGCUUCGGGCAGAUUUGAGGAGGAGCGGAAAGUGAACCUGGCAAACAAGGGUAUAUUAGAGUGGGUGUCUGACAACAUGAAGAAGGGAAGUAAAGAGCUGCAAGAGAAAGUACAGAUGUUACAGAAAGAGAAAGAUCAAAUAAUGGCAGCGUACAAGGAGAAACGAGCCAUCGUGGACGAACUUAAAGCUGAAUUACAAAAUAAGAUUGCACAGUACUCAAAAUUUGCUGAAAAAGGUGAGAAGUUUUUGAUUGGUUAUGGGGUUGAUACAUUUGUUGAAAGGGAUAAAGAUAUUACAAUAUAUAGGAUAUUUCUGUGUGAGAUUGAAACAUAUCUCACAGAAGUAACACCACAUGAGAGGCAAAGCAAGGAAGUGCAGAACUGCGUGCAGAAAGUUGAGCUUGAAGAAAGGAAGAAACUUGAAGAAUCCAACAAGUCGCUGGUGGCCGAGGAGUUAGAACGUACCAGACUGGACAUUGACGCGGAGAAAGCUGAGAUUCAGAUGCGUGCAGCCGAGGGGAAGAAAUAUUCCACCAAGGAGGGUGAGGAACUUGAGAUUAAAGUGGCGGAAAUGAAAGCGGAGAAGUCAGUCGUCACACUACAGUUGCAGUGUAUACAACAAGAGAAGGCAAGACUGGCUAAAGAAUUAGAGGAGAUACAUAGACUACACAAAGACGAGAUGGAACUACAACAACUUCAACAUUAUCAGACAUUCAGGAAUUAUCGUGAAAUGUUUGAGGAGCAGAAGGUGGCUAUAGAACAACGUUACCGCCACUUGCUUGACGAUUCUAUUCAGGACGCAGUCUUCCUGUCCGCACGCAACAACGAACUUGUCCUUGAAAAUCAGGAGCUCAGACUACAGCUCAAUGAAAUGAAGGACGUUGUCACAAAAUUGGGUGGAAGGUUGCCGAGUUCCGUGGAAAAUCCACUCUAAACGCCGACCAUGAUAAAAGCAUUUGGACAAUCACUGUUAAUACUUGUGAUCAAAAUCGAUAAAACCAAAGAAAUACUGGUAAAAGACUUAAAUGUAAUCAAAAACUGCAAAACCAAAGAAAAACAAACCUGUAAUAUGUUAUCAAAAAUCAACAAAAUUGAAGGAAAAAAGACAUUCUAUUUAUGCAAGACCCUACCCACCAUCCCCACAAAUGCCCCUCCCCUAAUGUUUAAUGUUUCAAUUCAAACAAGUUUGAUUAUACAAAUUUUUAUAUCAUUUGAAUCAUCAAUGAAUUAAAAUCAGUUUGACUGUAUUACUGAAAGCAACCAGGAAAAAUUUUGUAAAUAUUCCAUGUGGGGUGGAGUUAAGAACAUUAUUUUGCAAUUUUUUUAUUUAUUGGAUGAAAAUUAGAGAAAAGAUGCUGGACAUUCCUUUGAAUGCUGGACAUUCCAUUAUAUAUUUUUGUAUAUGUUUCUUUUUUUUUUCUAAAUCUUUUGAGAUUUAUUAUUUUAUUGUGUUGUUGUAUUUACUAUGCAUUUAUUUAGUUUUCUACAGCAUUUACAUGUACAUGUAUAUUUGAACUGAUUAUUCAUAUCCUUGCCACAAUAUUUCCCUUUGAAAUUAUUUUGAAUUAAAUUAAUGAUUGUGUUAAGACCUUCAGAUUGUUGAUAACUUUUACAGUUUACUGAAUAAUGAAGAUAUACUGUCAAAAAACUAUUCAAUGGCACUUUAAAGGGACUCCAUUGAGAUUUUUUGACAUAGCAGGGUUGGAAAUAUCUUUUUUAGAUUAAUGUACCAUUUAAUAAAGAUCCAGUUCAAUAAUAACCUGUGUGCAAAAUUUCUGAUCAUUCGCUCACUUUGAUCAAGUUUUUAUAUUGUGCAAAAUGACAAAAGAAAGAAAAUGAUUAAAAAGUGAUUACUAGUAAACAUAAAUUUUAUAACUUGUAUCAGAUUCACAAAAAUCUGAGUGUACUUGUUCAUUAUCUUUUGCAUAUUUUUCUAUUUUAUUGAUGUAUGCAAGAAAUUCAAUUUUUUUUUUAUUUUAGAAUUUUGUACAAUAGUGGAGUCCUUUUAAGAUAAAAAAAAUUAAGAACAGGAGAACCCUUUGAUUAUUGACAUCAGUUUCAAGUUCGCCAAGCCUGUUUUGAAUGUAUUCGUCUGCUGGCAAAUUUUAAUAUUGUGAUAUCAAAAUCCCUUUGACUUCUUAUGGACUGUCCAAAACUCAAAUCAGGGCAAGUCCAUUACACAAUUUCAGGAGGAUAAGUGUUUAGAACAUAAACAGAUUUUUUUCUAUCUCAAAUUAGUCAUUGAAAUAAUUGUGAAUGCUAUAUAUUAUAUUAUCUGCUGCAAAUACGUCUGUGAUAAUGAAUGCAAUGAAUUUUUCAAACAUAUAUUUUGUUCCGUCCAAACAUUGUGCAUUGUUAAAAUGAUAUACAUGUAUGUAUACAUUUGAAGAGUUUGCUGUUUUUCAGAUUCUAUAUUGUGAAAAUUUUAUUAUUGUCAGUGUGUUUUUAUACUUUCGUUAAUGAAAAUUUUCAGAUUGUUACAUUAUACUUUUCCAAGGGCCUCAGUGGAGGUCCUUUAAGAUGUUACUUCAUAACAUUUAAGAGAAAUGGUAUUAUGAAUUUUUUUUAAAGUAAUAAAAAGUUAUACAUCAAACCCUAAUUGUAUAGGAAUUACGAGAGGGCAAUUUUUAAAAGUGAGACUAAAAAAGGUGUUGGAGAACCACACUAAAUACUGUAUUCUGGUAUAUACCGGACAAGGCACUUGAAUGUUUAAAUGCUAAGAUCUCAGCUUUUCAUGCAGAAAUGCAUUUACAGAUGACUAAUGCAUCUCCUCACACCAAUUUACGAUUAUGAAUGAAAAAAAGUAAGAAUUGUUGAAAUAGCGAUAAUUUUCUACUUGUGAUCAAGAUUUCUGUCAAGCGUCUACAGGUUCUGCUCCUGCUCCAACACUGUAGUGAGUUAAAUCCAUUUUAUAAACCUAGUUUUUCAUGCAAAAUUUUGGUGCUGGCACCAAUAAUUUAAAGUGACAAAAUUUAAAAAUACAUUUUGUAUAAACAAAAAGUGUAAGGACCUUCGUUGUCAUGUUAAAGACAGCAGGUGUUUUUUUAAUAUUUGACUUUAAUGGCAUAUUUUGAUAUACAUGUAUUUAAUGGUUGCAUAAAGUCAUUGUCCAAAAAAUGAUAUUCAUGUAUAUCUUGAGAAUUUUUACUUUGUUCGAAACCUUCAAAAUAAAUGAGGAUUUUUGAUUACUGGUGAUUUUCAUAAAAACUGUGUUUGAUAUACUUUCUUCCAGCUUAAUAUCACCACUUCUUUAAACAUCCUCCACCCUCCAAUAAGAAAAGAAAACAAGAAAAAACAAAAAAACAAAGCAAUAUUGUGAAUACUCUAUGUAAUAUUUUCUGUUGUAAUUAAACUGAGUACCAUAUUUAUCCUUGUUUGCCUUAUUUGGUCUUUCUGAUCAAAGGGAAGUAAGCAUGUAUUACUGGAAAAACUUGAACUGAACAGAUGCAUACGAGGACUACAGUAUUUCAAUACAUAGAAAAUUGUAAUAACUUACUUUCUUUUUAAUUUUUCUGGCAGUAUUUUGUAGUGAACGCCAUCUUUAUAAUGAAGACUUACACACUGAUAAUUUCAUAUAUUUAACUUUAACUUUCUUAUACAAAUUUCCAAUUUCUAAAUUUAAUAUGGAAUUAGAUAUAACAUAGAUUGUAUAACAAUAACAUGAACUAGAAAAAUAAAUGGUACACA